Messenger RNA from Penicillium vulpinum, 2244 nucleotides. RefSeq lists its product as uncharacterized. The transcript has a single exon. Bases 1 to 2244 code for a protein of 747 amino acids. The record is from RefSeq and is a predicted model, not a curated record. NCBI's taxonomy places the organism in Eukaryota, Fungi, Ascomycota, Eurotiomycetes, Eurotiales, Aspergillaceae.
AUGGCCGACAACAUCUCGCCAGAUUACAAGGCUCUUUUUCUGCAGGCGGAAAAGAGACGCAAAGAGGCCGAAGAGCAACAAAGACAGGCCGAAGAGCGACAGAAGCAGGCCGAAGAUGAAGGAAGACGAGAGAAAAGGAGGCGGGAGCAGGAAGAGGAGAGACGCAAGCAAGCAGAAGAGCGCACCCAACCGACCACUUUCGUGGAAUUCUUGCGCCAUUCCCAUGGCUUGCUCUCCCGACCACUGAGAGUCGAGACACCAUCUCGCUCGACUACCGGGAAAAUACCCCUUCCCACGGGGAAAUAUUGCCCGACACGGUUGGAACAUUGGACAGACUGCCCAGCACGAUUGUCGGAGCUCUACAGUUCCGUCUACAGAUACCUGCAGUUGUCACCGGGGGGGCCGCCGCGUUUGUUCCCAUCUUUGUCUGAGCUAGAAGGAUUAGGCCGACUACUGGGUCGUAAGCCUAUAAGCAGCGAGCAAGAACUGGAGGCUUAUGAGCGGUUUGCCGUGGAGGAACACGUCUACGAUAUAAUAACAAAGUUGUGCAAACUACUCGCUGCUCGCGACGAGUUCGGCCUCGGCGAUGGAAUCCAGUUCAGCAAUCAUACGAAUUCCCUAAACGAGAACGAAGCUAUUGAAGCAGAUACAAGCCAACCGUCAAGUGUACACAACCCGAGACCUGAUCAGUUCUGCAUCCAUCGUGUCGACGGCAACACUACCACUCUCCUCACAUCUGUCGAGUAUAAGCCGCCCCACAAGCUUUCCGUCUCCACCCUCCGUCUGGGUCUCCGACCAAUGGACUUAUGGAAGGAUAUGGUCAAAUCAAACAAAAUACCGACAAACCAGGAAGCGAAGUUGAGGUACAAUGCAGAGCGACUUGCCUGCUCCACUCUUGUCCAGGAAUAUCACGUGAUGAUUCAGGAGGGACUCGAGUAUUCCUAUGUGACUAAUGGGAUUGCGCGUGUCCUACUCCAUGUUCCACGUGAUACACCUAGCACGCUUUAUUACUUUUUCUGUGAUCCCAACAGCGAAGUCAACCCAGAAGAUGAAUAUUAUUCUCAGCUACUGAAGACUUCUGUUGCAAGAACACUAUGUCUGUGCUUGAUGGCCUUUCGCUCACCUACUCGUGGCCAGGAAUGGCGAAAUUCCACACGAUCAGAGCUCCCUCUUUGGACGACCAGUUUCGACCACACUCGUUCUCAGAUUCCCAAAGCAGAACUGCAACAGACUCUUCCUCACUCCGAUAGUACAGCAAUGGAGUACACGAGUCCGGAAUCCAGUUCAUCUUACGAACCACCGUCAUCUCCGCCGGUUCCUCCAACAGCAGCAGGUCGCCGAGUGUCUACAAGGUCUCAGGCCAGCUGUGCACCGUCGGGUGUACAGCAUCGCUCGCAGUCGCCAGACUCAUCAGGCUCCGAUUCAAACCAAGCAACAGGCCGGAAACGGGGCUUUAGCCAAGUUACAUCCUCCCCAUAUGCCCAACGAGCAGGUCGUCAACAGGACCCGGGGAGUAAUCAAGGCACCCAGGCCCGAUAUCGCGAUGCGCAAUUUUGCUCCCAGCGAUGCUUAGUCGGGUUGCAGACUGGCGGUGUUCUAGAUGACUGUUGUCCAAAUGUGAUGCUCCAUCGUCGAAGCAAGGACGACCUUCAUCAUCCCAUUACCCCAGAAGAUUUGGUGCGUUUGCUAAAGGCACAACUGGACGAAAACAUUGACAGAUGCACACCCCUUGGAGGUUGCGGGGCGUACGGUGCGCCGUUCAAACUGGCCUGUACUAUAUACGGUUAUACUGUCGUCGGAAAAGGAACCACUUCGGGACUGUGGAAAGAAGUCUCUCGCGAAGCGCAGGUAUAUCAGAUUCUGCGGAAGGCCCAAGGGUCUGCUGUGCCUGUUUUCCUGGGUACGAUCGACUUGGCGAAAAUUUAUUUCCUUCAUGGGGCUGGAGAGAUUCGUCACAUGCUCGUCAUGGGCUGGGGAGGCGAAAGUACAGCAUCGAUGGAGCUGACACCGUCGCUCCACCGGGAGAUUCGCAGAUCAAACAAAGAAAUCAAAGCCUUGGGAAUCAUUCACAAAGAUUUGCGACGUGACAAUGUUCUUUGGAACGAAGAGCUUGGGCGGGCGUUGAUCAUCGACUUUCACUGCUCCACAUUGAAAAGUCGACCGACUUUGCAGCGGCCACGAGCCGUAAAACGACGAUUAUGUCAACCAGAGAUAGGAGAUCCAAAACGUCUUCAUGUGACGUGA